Molecule: messenger RNA, 681 nt
Organism: Menidia menidia (Atlantic silverside)
Lineage: Eukaryota; Metazoa; Chordata; Actinopteri; Atheriniformes; Atherinopsidae
Source: the annotation of a GenBank genome assembly
AUGCUCUCACAAAGUUUUUCUCCUGCUCUUUGUCUUUGUCCAGGUGACUAUGUGGUGCUGACUGUCUUCUUUGACCUGAGCAGGAGGAUGGGCUACUUCACCAUCCAGACCUACAUCCCAUGCACACUGAUCGUUGUCUUGUCAUGGGUCUCUUUCUGGAUAAACAAGGAUGCAGUCCCUGCCAGGACGUCACUAGGCAUCACAACUGUGCUGACCAUGACCACACUGAGUACCAUUGCGAGAAAAUCUCUUCCGAAAGUGUCAUAUGUGACUGCCAUGGACCUGUUUGUGUCUGUCUGCUUCAUCUUCGUCUUCGCCGCGCUCAUAGAGUACGGCACGCUGCAUUAUUUUGUCAGCAACAGGAAGCCCAGUGCCAAAAAGGACAAGAAGAAGAAAAACCCGACACCGACCGUGGACAUCCGUCCCCGCUCGGCCACCGCCAUCCAGAUGAACAACGCCACGCACAUGCAGGAGCAGGACGAGGAGUACGGCUACGAGUGUUUAGACGGCAAGGACUGCACCAGCUUCUUCUGCUGUUUCGAGGACUGCCGCUCCGGAGCCUGGCGGCACGGCAGGUUGCACAUCCGCAUCGCCAAGAUAGACUCGUACGCACGCAUCUUCUUCCCCACUGCGUUCGGCCUCUUCAACCUGGUCUACUGGGUGUCCUAUCUCUAUCUCUAG